CCUACUUCCAUUCAUUCAUCACUCGCUCUCACAUACACAUACCAAACAAAACCUUGGUGGCGGAUACUCCUAGGAAAUCUCCCUCUCUUACUCCCUUAAAAGCUAAACUUAACAUAACAAUUCAACCCAACCCUUCCGACAACACAUCACAGCCACCAACCGCAACACAAGAGAAGCCUACGCUCUUGUGUUCCGUUUCUUUCUUCACAUUCAUUCCUGCCUUCUCUUUCUUUCUCUGUGUCUCUCUCAGAUCUCGAAAAUGCAGAGCGCGGCUUUCACUCUCUCUCCGUCGCUCUCUCUUCCUCUCCGCAACUAUUCUCUAAACGCUUCUAGACCUUCCCUCCCUCUCAGACUUUUCGCCAAACACGCAGAAGGCGUCAACUCCAAUGGCGCCUCUUCCACUUCCUUCAUCCGCCGAUCUUGGACUGUCUCUCCUUCCUCUUCCUUCAAGUUCCGCCCGCUCCCUCCCUCUCCUCCGCGCGCCGCGGAGAACGCCGUUCCCGACAGCGCGCCUGCCGAAAAUUCGCUCUUCAAAACACUCGAGCUCGGCUCCUUGUUUGGCCUCUGGUACCUCUUCAACAUCUACUUCAAUAUCUACAACAAACAGGUGUUGAAGGCGUUUCAUUAUCCGGUAACUGUGACUGUUGUUCAAUUUGCGGUUGGGACUGUGCUCGUGGCGAUUAUGUGGGGUUUGAAUCUCUACAAGAGGCCGAAGAUCAGUGGUGCUAUGCUUGGAGCGAUUUUGCCACUGGCUGCGGUGCAUACGUUGGGGAAUCUUUUCACUAAUAUGAGUCUUGGGAAGGUGGCCGUGUCUUUCACUCACACUAUCAAGGCCAUGGAGCCUUUCUUUUCAGUGGUCCUUUCUGCCAUGUUCCUUGGAGAGUUUCCUACACCUUGGGUGGUUGGUUCCCUUGUGCCUAUUGUUGGUGGAGUUGCACUGGCGUCUGUUACUGAGGCCUCUUUCAAUUGGGCCGGAUUUUGGAGUGCAAUGGCCUCAAAUGUGACAAAUCAAUCCCGUAAUGUUCUUAGCAAAAAGGCUAUGGUUAAGAAUGAGGAUUCUAUGGACAAUAUCACUCUAUUUUCUAUAAUAACAGUAAUGUCCUUCUUCUUAUUAGCACCAGUGGCUGUCUUCAUGGAGGGUGUCAAAUUUACCCCUGCUUACUUGCAAUCUGCUGGGGUAAAUGUUAAACAACUUUACGUCAGAUCUCUUCUUGCCGCACUCUGUUUCCAUGCGUAUCAACAAGUGUCUUAUAUGAUAUUACAAAGGGUAUCACCUGUUACCCACUCUGUGGGCAAUUGUGUGAAGCGGGUUGUGGUCAUUGUUAGCUCUGUCAUUUUCUUCCAAACACCUGUCUCACCUGUGAAUGCUUUUGGUACUGCUAUAGCUCUUGCUGGCGUGUUCCUCUAUUCAAGGGUGAAGCGAAUUAAGUCAAAGCCAAAAACAGCUUAAUUUUCAUUGGUGAAAUUUUGUUAGUUGCAUCUCGAAAAGCCAAAAUAGCUGCAACAUUCUAAUUUCUUUGUAGGGGCGAUAUAGAGAAUAUGAGGAUUACCUUUAUCUACCUUCCUUUGUCCUUUUUUUAUCUUGUGGAUUUCAUUAUUUGUGUCUGAGUAAGUACCUAUUGGUUUUGCUCCACGAAAAAAAAAAAUAUUUUGGUCA
Molecule: messenger RNA, 1657 nt
Organism: Vigna angularis (adzuki bean)
Lineage: Eukaryota; Viridiplantae; Streptophyta; Magnoliopsida; Fabales; Fabaceae
Product: triose phosphate/phosphate translocator, non-green plastid, chloroplastic
Exons: 9
Coding region: 260-1450 (396 amino acids)
Biological process (GO): transmembrane transport
Cellular component (GO): membrane; Golgi apparatus
Molecular function (GO): antiporter activity
Source: RefSeq, a predicted model, not a curated record